Messenger RNA from Daldinia caldariorum, 1100 nucleotides. RefSeq lists its product as uncharacterized. The transcript is spliced from 2 exons. Gene Ontology annotation, cellular component: ribosome. The record is from RefSeq and is a predicted model, not a curated record. Gene Ontology annotation, biological process: translation. Gene Ontology annotation, molecular function: structural constituent of ribosome. The coding region runs from base 268 to 717 and encodes 149 amino acids. Lineage: Eukaryota; Fungi; Ascomycota; Sordariomycetes; Xylariales; Hypoxylaceae.
CGGCAUCGCGAGAAGCCUCAUCGCAAAACCCCGCGAGAGCGAACGACCACAACAAGCUCACCUCAUAACCCCAGUUGCAACCCGUCCCGACGGUCCGAAUACUGGUGAUUGGGUAGGAGGACUUGUUUACCCGAGAACUUGAGAAAGGUGGACAGAUAGGAAGAGGAGCAUGAAGAUACGUUGAACAUUGAAUCAUACAUACCUCACGAUACGAUACGAUACGAAGUUCUCGCCUCGGUCCAUCCUCUUACACAUAUACACACAGCCAUGCGGUCUUUCGCUUUAGCCGCGCUGCCGCGAGCUUGCGGCGCCAGCAAGAAUGUCCUAACGAAAGCGACUCCGUCCAUACAAGCGCUCGCCACGCGAAGAACAUUCUCCUCCCUCCCCACCCUCCGGCCCACGCUCCAAGCGUGGUCCUCGCGCCCCGUCUUCCGCAACCCCAACACUUCUCCUCUCCUCCAAUCCUUCACCCCACAACCCAGCGCCGCCGCCGCGGGAGCCGUCACCCCGGACCUAGUCCCCAAAACCGCCCUGACCUCGCACCCGUCGCUGUCGGGCGCCGCGCAGGUGCGCUUCGGCCCGCGCCCCACGAUGGCGCGCACCAGCCGCCUCGUGCGCAAGCGCCGCCACGGGUUCCUCAGCCGCCUGCGCACGCACAACGGCCGCAAGACGCUGCAGCGCCGCAAGGAGAAGAAGAGGUCUAGCCUGUCGCAAUAGAUAGGUAAAUAGAUAAAUAAAUAGCCUAUAGCCUGUAACCAGUCUUCCAUACCGUCGUGCUUCCCCUUCGGUACCCUACCCUGUCUAUUUAUUUACCUACCUCGGGGUAUAGAUAUAGAUAUGGGGAUGGAUGGAUGGAUGGAUAGGGCCUUUGGUCGUCGAAGACGUGAAGAUCAAAUGUUCUUGACAUCCAGGUUUUCUGUGAGGAUCCCGUGGGAGGAGAAUACUAAGGCGUGAGGCGAGGCCAGGGGGGGGAAUUAGGUGCUAGCUUUGGCUGUGUGGUCCUUAUGUGCCGGGGUAGAGAAGGGAGAGGAGGGAGGUGUAUUUAUUAUAUAUACCGCAUAUAGAACUGUAUAUUCCAAGAACCAUCUCUAAACCCGAAA